AUGGACAAGCAGAAUCAUGACAUUGUUGUUCAUUUUAAGAACUCUAUAUUCACCAUUAAUGGGGUCAACUCUGAUAGGUAUUGUUGUAUGGAUAUGGUGACAGAUGUUGCACAAGUUCCUAAUGUUUUUAUUGGUGAUAGUGUGUCGAAGGAAAUGUUUUCUUUGUAUAGAAAUUGUAAGGAGAUACAUGUAUUUGUGAAUACUGAAAUUGGGUCUCAAGUAGAACUCUCACCUCCUUUAGAUGUAGGAAUAGCUGAAGACUAUACUGAAAUUGAUGAUGUCAGACAAACUGAUGAAAAUGAUGACAAUGAACCUAAUGGUGAAAAUGAUGCAAAUAGGCAUGAAGUUGAUGAUAUAAAUGGGGAUAAACACACGAUGGGGGUGGUGAAAAUGAUGACAAUGUUUCUGGUUUUAGUUAUGAGGAUGAGGACUAGAUAG
This is a messenger RNA of Ilex paraguariensis (yerba mate), 438 nucleotides long. The record is from the annotation of a GenBank genome assembly. NCBI's taxonomy places the organism in Eukaryota, Viridiplantae, Streptophyta, Magnoliopsida, Aquifoliales, Aquifoliaceae.